AAUGGAGAAGCCAUGUAAAAAUUUGGGCUGUGGAAAGUGCUGCAGUCAGAGCUCCCAUUCCACUUCCCAUCAAAGAAUUCACAUAGGGGAGAAACCCUAUCAGUGUGUGGAAUGUGGAAAGAGCUUCAGUAAGAGCUCCGAUCUCACUAAGCAUCAGAGAAUUCAUACAGGGGAGAAACCCUAUCAGUGUGUGGAAUGUGGAAAGAGCUUCAGUCAGAGCUCACAUCUCACUAAGCACCAGAGAAUUCAUACUGGGGAGAAACCCUAUCAGUGUGUGGAAUGUGGAAAGAGCUUCAGUCAUAGCUCCUCUCUCACUUCCCAUCACAGAAUUCAUACAGGGGAGAAAGCCUAUCAGUGUGUGGAAUGUGGAAGGAGCUUCAGUACGAGCUCCGAUCUCACUAAGCAUCAGAGAAUUCAUACUGGGGAGAAACCCUAUAAGUGCUUGGAAUGUGGAAAGAGCUUCAGUAAGAGCUCCGAUCUGAAUACCCAUCAAAGAAUUCAUACAGGCGAUAAACCUUACCAGUGUGUGGAAUGUGGAAAGAGCUUCACUGAUAGCUCUUAUCUCACUAAGCACCAGAGAAUUCAUACUGGGGAGAAACCCUAUCAGUGUGUGGAAUGUGGAAAGAGCUUCAGUCAUAGCUCCUCUCUCACUUCCCAUCACAGAAUUCAUACAGGGGAGAAACCCUAUCAGUGUGUGGAAUGUGGAAGGAGCUUCAGUACGAACUCCGAUCUCACUAAGCACCAGAGAAUUCAUACAGGGGAGAAACCCUACCAGUGUGUGGAAUGUGGAAAGAGUUUCAGUACGAGCUCCUCUCUCACUUCCCAUCACAGAAUUCAUACAGGGGAGAAACCCUAACAGUGUGUGGAAUGUGGAAGGAGCUUCAGUAUGAGCUCCGUUCUCACUAAGCAUCAGAGAAUUCACACACGGGAGAAACCAUAUAAUUGCUUGGAAUGUGGAAAGAGCUUCAGUAAGAGUGUCAGUCUCACUUCCCAUCAAAGAAUUGAUACAGGGGAAAAUCACGAAAUCAUAGAAUUGUGUAGCUGGAAGUGAUCCCUAGUGUCAUCUAGUCCACCCCAUGUGAUGCAGGAAUAGCAAGUAAAGCAUCCAUGACAGAUGGCCAUCCAACUUCACUUGAAAACCUCAAUAGAUGGAAGUUCCAGCACUUCCAAGGGAGUCCAAUCCACUAAGAGCUCUUGCUGUCAAAAAGUUAUUCUGCAUGUUUAGUCAGAGUCUUCUUCUUUUUUAACUUGAAGCCAUUGAUUUGGAGCAGGAAAAUUUUAUUUUAUUUUCUUUCUCCUUUAUUGUCCACCUUGUGUUCUCUUGUCCUUUGAGAACCACAAUACGUUUCUCCUUUUGUUCUUCUUUCCUUUUUAUCACAGUUUUGAACUCUAAUACUUUGAAGGAGCAAGGUUUUAAUUCCAUGAAGUGAGCCAGCUAAUCCUCUAGUAACAGUCAUAGCUGAGAUAAGAAGACCAUGUUGAGGGUCUGGAAAGAGUUUUCAGACGGCAGUUAAUCUGGAGGGAGAAGCUGUGGGAAGACGCUCUUCUCCUUCUGGGGUCUCCUUCCAGUCAGGAGGGGGAAGAUCUUCUAGGAAAAGGAGAUUCCCGAGUCCGUGGCAAGGGCUGAGAGGAUCCCCUGGGUCUGGCAUAGAAAGGAAAAUCCCUCAGAGAGAGGGGGGGAGCGAGGGAAAGUGGCGCCUCAGGGCUCACGGAGGAAAGUAUGAAGCCAUGAUGGAAGCUGUCAAAAGUAUUUCAUGGAAACACCUGUCGUAACUAAGGAAUGGAGUUUGAUUUACGUUUGCAACCGUGUGGCUGUGUGAAACAGCAUAUAUCCCAGAUGUUGUUGUUAUUCAACCGUUUGAGGCAACUACAGAUUCCCUUCACAGAGCAGCAGAAAGUUUACAUUUUGCUGAGUUCUUUAGACCCCAGCUAUGAGACCCUUUCUCUUUGGAAGCCUGCAGACCAGAUUGAUAUUGAAUAUGUAUCGGGCAGAUAACAGGAUGAACGGGAGGUUGAGAGAGAAAGGAAAAGCUGUGAGGGGGGGGUUGCCCAGUGCCCAGGAGUAAGGGUGCAGAAGAAGCUGAGAACACUGUGCAUGCCUUUGCAGCAAAGCGGUGCUAUGUGUGCAAUUCUGUGCAAUUCUGAUCAACACCUGCAGAGAGGUUCAAGAGCCCUAGGCUCUGUGAUUUAACCCACAGCACCACCCACGUCUCUCUCCAAACUCCAGUGAGCAUGUCCUUUGCUGUGUAAAAACAAAACCUCAUUUUUGUGCUCUAAAAACAAGACCUCUUCCUUACACACACACACUUCCCAAGAUGGCUUGCUCUAUGUAGAAUCAGUUA
Zootoca vivipara (common lizard) is the source of this 2342-nucleotide messenger RNA. NCBI's taxonomy places the organism in Eukaryota, Metazoa, Chordata, Lepidosauria, Squamata, Lacertidae. The record is from RefSeq and is a predicted model, not a curated record.